Molecule: messenger RNA, 1887 nt
Organism: Macadamia integrifolia
Lineage: Eukaryota; Viridiplantae; Streptophyta; Magnoliopsida; Proteales; Proteaceae
Exons: 4
Coding region: 1-1887 (628 amino acids)
Source: RefSeq, a predicted model, not a curated record
AUGCGUAGGCAAUUGUGGUUAGAUCUGGAGUUGUCGAUAUCCGCUUUGGUUCCUUGGCCUGUGAUGGGGGAUUUCAAUGCAACCUUGCUCUCGCAUGAGAAAAGAGGUCCUGGUAAGUUUAAUCUUGGAUCAGCUGCUGAAUUCCAGGCAAUGGUUGAUGCGUGUGAAUUGCUCUCUAUCCCUUCUCAGGGAAAGAAAUUCACUUGGACUAACAAUCGUCGAAGGGGUCAUGCAGUUGCAGUGUUAGAUCGGAGUUUUUGUAAUGGGAAGUGGAUAGAUGUGUUUAGAAAUGUGAAGCAGCGUGUUUUGUUGUCUUCGGUAUCAGAUCAUGCCCCUCUAUUUGUUGUCUCUGAUGAUGUUCAAAGACCUACAAAUAUCCCCUUCAGAUUCCAUAGCUUUUGGAUGGAAAAUGAUCAAUUUAUCUCCGUGGUUGAGGAAGCUUGGAAAACUCAGAUAGGAGGUAAUCCAAUUUUCGUUCUGGCACAAAAAUUAAAGCAGGUCGAGGAGAAUUUAAAGGUUUGGGCAAGGGCUACCUUUCCUAACCUGAAUGACGAGGUCGACAAAGCAAAGCUGGAAUUAAAGAAGGUUCAAGACAUGAUAGAGGUGGCUGGGAUGAAUGAUGAAUUAUUUAACAGAGAGGCAGAUGCAAAAACAGUAUUAUUGAAGGCCAACCAAAUGUACGAGAAGUUGUGGGCUGAAAAAGCUAAACUGAGAUGGAUGAAAAAUGGAGAUUGUAACUCAAAAAUUUUUCAUCUUUCAGUGAAGCUUAGGAGGUUGAAAAAUCAGAUCACCUCCCUAAAAAAGGAAGAUGGAACAUGGGUUUCAGACCAACAGGGAAUAUCGUCUUAUGUCUCUGAUUUUUUUGAGAAAUUUCAUGAGGGUGAUGCAGUCACAGUUCAUAAUGACCUUCUUGAUAAUAUUCCCAGAGUGUUGGAGGAGGAGGACGUGGCAGGAUUGGAGAUUGUCCCGAGUGGGGAUGAAAUAAAACAAGCUGUUUGGGAUUUAGAUCCUGUAAGCUCUCCAGGUCCUGAUGGGUUCCCAGGCAGCUUCUUCAGGCGAUGUUGGGCCAUUGUUGAGGGUGAUUUUUGUAGGGCAGUGAAAAAAUUCUUUGAGGAAGGGCGGCUUCCUAAAGGAAUAAACAAUUGCUUUAUUUCCUUGAUCCCCAAAGUUGAGGGUGCGGCCUCUCUAGAUAGGUUUCGACCUAUAUGUAUGGGAAACUUUUAUUGCAAAGUGAUAUCAAAAAUACUAUCUUCAAGAUUACUUGUUUUGCCUAAAUUGGUCUCGGAAGAGCAAGGCGCUUUCCAGCAGGGUAAAAUAAUUUCAGCAAAUAUCAACCUCGCAUCAGAACUGUCAAAUUUGAUGCACUCUUCGGUUAGGGGUGGUGGAACGGGGUUGAAGCUCGAUGUUCAAAAGGCAAUGUCAAUCUUGGUGAAUGGUGGCCCAGUGGGGUUCUUUGGGGUUGGUAGAGGUCUCCGGCAAGGAGAUCCUUUGUCUCCCUUCUUAUUUAUUCUGGCAAAAGAGGUUCUCUGUAGAGGUCUUAGAAGCAUGGUUGAUGGUUCGCUGAAAACUACCUACCUUUCCUCUUCGAUAUGGCCUAGUCUUAAAAAGAUGUGGAGGUGGGUAGAGUCUCAUGAGCAAUGGACUGUUGGGAAUGGUCAGAGGAUAAAUUUUUGGAAAGAUAGCUGGCUGGGACAGAAGCCUAUUGAGGAGUUGUAUGGCCUGCAGUUAGGUCUCUUUGAUUCAAUGCAAGCAAAGGUUUCCGAUUUCAUUUGCCAAGAUGAGUGGAAUUUUCCCCAGUUACUAGUUAUGAAGGAUUGGAAGCUCACAGUUCUGAAAAAAUAUCGGAGAGGGUUCCUUGAAAGGCAGCAUGGCCUUGCAUUAACGUGA